Cryphonectria parasitica EP155 is the source of this 246-nucleotide messenger RNA. RefSeq lists its product as uncharacterized. Lineage: Eukaryota; Fungi; Ascomycota; Sordariomycetes; Diaporthales; Cryphonectriaceae. The record is from RefSeq and is a predicted model, not a curated record. The coding region runs from base 1 to 246 and encodes 81 amino acids. The transcript has 2 exons.
AUGCGUUUCACCAGUAUUCUCGCUUUUGCCCUACCAGCAGUGGCCUUGGCUCAGUCUCAAGCCUAUGGGUAUAGCGACAAAUGCCCACAGUGUCUAUCGGCAUGCGAGUUGGAGAUCACCGAGGUAGCCGCCGAGCAGUGCUACUACAGCGUGUUCACCGAGGUGAACUACAUUGAGUCUAUCUGCGAGGCGCAAGACGGGUACAACUGCGAGACGACAGCUGUGAAUGAUGUCUGUGGCUCGUAA